Solea senegalensis (Senegalese sole) is the source of this 3124-nucleotide messenger RNA. RefSeq names its product Rho related BTB domain containing 3 (gene rhobtb3). Gene Ontology annotation, cellular component: cytoplasm. The record is from RefSeq and is a predicted model, not a curated record. Lineage: Eukaryota; Metazoa; Chordata; Actinopteri; Pleuronectiformes; Soleidae. Gene Ontology annotation, biological process: proteasome-mediated ubiquitin-dependent protein catabolic process; regulation of proteolysis. The transcript has 12 exons. Gene Ontology annotation, molecular function: ubiquitin protein ligase binding. The coding region runs from base 16 to 1884 and encodes 622 amino acids.
CUUACUCUUGUGUUCAUGGCUUAUAGGUCUAUCCACAUUGUGGCUCUGGGCAGUGAGUGUCCUGGAGGAGUCGGGCCUGGGGAGGAGAUCAUGAGCCAGGGACAGCUGCAAGGAGGCCUGCUUUGGAGCUACCUGGGCCAUGGAGCUCUGGUGGGACCCUGCGACCUGGAGAGCAGUCUGAACAACCCUGCCUUCAUGGAGUACACCUCGCGUGUGUUUGGAGAUGUCACUGUAGUGGUUCGGGAUUGUCCCAGCUGGGACUUGUUGGACAGCGAUUGGGCGAGUGUACGGAAAGUUCUCGAGCAGGCAGACAUCCUGGUCAUUAAGUACUCAGUCACUGACAAACUGGCCUUCCAGCAAGUCAGGAACGGCUACGCCCCGAGGCUCCGCCCACUGCUGAGGCACUGGGGCGUACCAGUCAUCCUCGUUGCGGUUGGUGCACGACUGAAUGACGAGGGUCCUCCCUGUACCUGCCCACUGUGCGCCUCUGACUGGAGCAGCUGUGUGCCUCACAGUGAAGGUCUGCAGCUGUCCCGGGACCUGGGGGCCACGUACCUGGAGCUGCCUUCUCUCAACCACGUCUUUGUUGGCCGCUACUUUGGCAGUGUGCUGGAGUACUUCAUGAUUCAGUGUCUGAAACACAAAGCCAAAGAGAGGCCUGAAAAGAGGAGAGGAAACAAAGUGAAUGAUCUUCGUCCUCCUCAUUUAGAGCAACCAGCUCGUCUUCCUCCCAUCCGUGUGGAGGAGUCCAGCUUCUCCCAGGAUAUGCAGUGGUUGUUGGAGCGUGGCGUCCAGUUUGCUGAUGUGGCUUUCUAUGCCAGCGACUCGGGGAAAGAGCUGGGGUGGGCGCAUGCGUCUGUGCUGUGUGCAGUCAGCCCUUAUUUCAGACAGCUGCUUCUGGGACCCAAGACCAGGGAGCGUCCACAGUCACGGUGUGUUUGCAGAGAGCGGGAUGGAGGCCCACAUUCACUGCUGUCCACCUGGGAUGGCGGGAUUAUUGAUGACAUGCCACGUUCGGACGGGCACGCGACAGGACGACUCUCCCGUCUGGUGGUGAAGGACCCCCUCCUGUGUAUGUGCCUGUGGGAGACCCUCAUGUUUAUUUACAGAGGAGCGUGGGAGUGGGAGCAUCUCCAGGAGGCCCUGGAAGAGAAGCUGAAGAACUCGCUGGCUGUUGCUCAGCUUAUGGAGUGCAUACGGUCUCUCAUUGGGAAAGAAAGGGGGUCCAGGGAUACCCCGAGUGCACGGGCAGCUCAGCUCGGUCCACAGACGCUCGUCAACCUCUUCAAUUCUCCUCUUUACUCUGAUGUCAUCUUCAUGGUGCAAGGGAGCGUGUUGCCCGCUCACCGGGCCGUGUUGGUGGCUCGCUGCGAUGUCAUGGCAGCGAUGUUCAGCGGGAAAUAUGCAGAGGCCCGGAGUCGAGUGGUGCCCAUCCAUGGAGUCUCCUCAGAUGCCUUCCUCUCGUUCCUGGAGUACCUCUACACUGACUCCUGCUGUCCUGCCAGUGUGCUGCAGGCCAUGGCCGUGCUCGUCUGUGCCGAGAUGUACCAGGUGAAGCGUCUGCAGCACCUGUGCGAGGUGUGUGUGUGCGCGUACCUUCAGAGCAUGCCCAGCAGAGAGCUGGCAUCCACGGGGAUCAGCGUGGUCCGACUGCUGCGCCGAGCAAAGUGCCACAAUGCUGAGCAGCUGUACGUCUGGCUCCUGCACUUCAUCGCUAACAACUACCUAAUCUUCAGCCACAAACCCGACUUCCUGGAACUGUCAGAGGAGGAGCGUGAGCAGGUGGAGAGGCUCCGCUGGCCGUCGAGAGGCUACCUGCAGGAACUCAGUGAGUAUCAGCAGCGGCGGCGCAAACUACGCAAGUCCCGCUGCAUAGUCAUGUGACCCCCCCACAUGGAGGCCAGAAGCCUGUGAAGAAGGAAGGGAGUGGAGUCAAGAGGAGGAACAAUGACAGAGACCACACUCAUCGACAGGAGCAACAAGAAGAAAACAUGGUUAAGACUCCUGCACUGACAGGACAGCAUCGUACGCACGGUAUGUUCAGCAGUGACAUACAACACUGUGACACGCCGCUCUUUCCUGUGUGUGUGUGUGUGUGUGUGUCCUUCACAUAGAGACUACUCCAUCAUGGGAAAUACAUAACGCUCGAUCCUUGAAUCCCAGAGUGAAUUUAAAAUGACUGCCUGGCCACUGGCCAAAGCUUCAGAGGAACAUGACGAGAUUUCUAUUGCUCGUACAAAACGGUGGAUUACAAAGACGAACGCUGACAAAAAUGGAUCCAUUCCAAGUACAAAUAUGUAUUAAAGUAAAGACGGCACACCAGGACCACGUGUGGACCGAUCCAAACCACAGUGACCGGUUCAAGGAGGAGGGACAAAAAAAAAACGACGACAUCUCUGUCUCUCAUGUUCGCUGGACACGGGACGGCUCCAUGUCUAAUUAAACUCACAAUGACACACGAUGCAUCUGUGUCCCCGUAAGUCUCAAAAUUAUGCAUUUGUUAAAGGGAUAUUUCAGGGUGUUUUUCUUUUAAAGUGUGGAGGUAUGUUGUAGUGACACAUUCACUUGUUCACUGAAAACAUGGUUCGCCUCAUUAAAUCUUCACCAGCUCAAGUCUGCAAUAUCUUAAGAAUAUGGUCACUUAUGGUUAAUCUCGCUGUUAGACAGCCUUUUUAAGACCACAAAUGGAUAUUUGCUUUGUAAAUCCCUCACUCCUCUGCACUUUCCCCAUCACUACGUUCAAAUGUGUGAAUUGUUGACUUCUGUAAUUGAUAUCAUUCUUCUAAAAUGACCCGGUGAGCUAAAAACACUAAACCUAUCCCUGUGUAUAUAACCGAUGAAGAGAUCACAGACUUUAGCUGGUGCUGAUUUUAUUAAUGACUUAUAAUUCACUGCACUUAUUAGCUAACAUGACUGAUGUUUGGCUGAAUGCUUGAUUAUGACUGAUUAAUAUUUAGUUAUUAAACAGACUGUAAAGGUGUGCGGUCAGUUUACCAGCGUGUAACCUGUCAGAGAACAUUUAACUGCAGUUACUGACAGGAUCACAUCAACAAAUGAUCAUCGCCAACGUCAGUGAUGAGACGACUCAUUUCUGCAAUAAAUAAAGUUGUAUGGAUUAUAGAGG